Molecule: messenger RNA, 1188 nt
Organism: Cryptosporidium muris RN66
Lineage: Eukaryota; Apicomplexa; Conoidasida; Eucoccidiorida; Cryptosporidiidae
Product: RNA recognition motif. family protein
Exons: 1
Coding region: 1-1188 (395 amino acids)
Cellular component (GO): cytoplasm
Molecular function (GO): RNA binding
Source: RefSeq, a predicted model, not a curated record
AUGGCUUCACUGCCUUGUCAGAGUGGGCCGACUGUGCCUGCAAAGAUCUUUUGUGGUGGUUUGAGUGACGUAACUACUAAUACUUCCCUGAGGACUCACUUUUCACCUUAUGGCGAAAUAGUAGAUUCGGUAGUAUUAACGGAAAAGACCACAGGACGCUCUCGUGGAUUUGGGUUCAUCACAUUUGCUUCUGAGGAGUCAGUAGAUGCUGUCUUAGCUUCACCUCAGAUAGUAGAUGGGAAGGAAAUUGAUUGCAAAAGAGCAGUACCACGUGGUGCAAUCCAAACAAAUGAAACAGAGGGGGGGGAUCCUGGAGAUAACAAAGUGACUAGCUCUGUUUCAUCUUCAGGAGCAGUUACAAAUAACAAUUCAUCUGGAACAUUUAAUGCAACAAAGAUAUUUGUUGGUGGUUUGCCACAGAGCUGUACAGAUGAGAAGUUACGUGAACACUUUGGUAAGUAUGGAAUGAUAAAAAAUCUAAGUGUCAUGGUUGAUCGCGAUACGAAUCGCCAUAGAGGUUUUGGUUUCGUAGAGUAUGAAUCUCCUGAGUCAGUUGAAGAGGUUAUGCGUCACUAUUAUGAUCAUCAAAUUGAUAAUAAGUGGGUAGAAUGCAAGAAGGCUCUUCCAAGAGAGAUUAUGGCCGGUGGUGCAAAUAGUAACAUUGCAAAUAAUAGAAUUAUACAGGCCGUCUCUGUUCCUCAAAUAUCAGGAUAUGCUGAGUAUUACCGUAAUUCAUACAUGCCAAUCCAUUCAGGAGUACAAGGGCAACAAAUGUAUGGUCGCUAUGGACGCCAUGAUCCAAGAUACAUGUAUGCAAGCUAUGGGUAUGCAGCUGCAGGGCCUACAGCUCAUAUUUACCAUGGAUAUACAACCUCUUCUUUACCUAUUUCCACACCACAUAUUAACGAAACUCCCCAGAAUGAUGGGUCAACAUAUGAUACAUCUGCCCAUCGUGAUGAAUUCACUGCUGCAGACAAUUCAAAUGUAGAUGAUAUCGGUCAACAACAUGUAGGAGUUAAUAUGGCUCCAAGAGGACAGCUUGCCCCCCAUCUUGGCCAACGGCCUCCAUAUACUUCAAAUUUCCGUCCUGGUCCGUACACCCAAGGACGUUAUGCUCCCACUGGUGCAAUUUCAUAUUCAGUUCCUGGUGCUGUUCCAGCUCAUGGAAGAGUUAGAGGUAUAUACUAG